AUGGACGGAGUGGUUGAGUCAAAAGAACACUUGUGCUAUCCGGUGAUCAGCGAAAACCCAAGCAUCACUCAAAUCAUGAAAAACACAAGAACUAAAGAAUUGGGAUAUGCUGCUUUGUGGACCGUUGGAUUGGGAAUUUUUGGAUUUGCAAAAGGCUCGCCUAAGAGAAUGCCAUCCGCUGUUGUUGGUGGUAUUGUGGGUGCUUUUGGUGGUUUGCUUUAUUCUCAAUAUAAUUCAAUGUUACGUUUGAAGGGAUAUAAAGAAAAUAGAUUGGAAUUAAUCAAGGCUGGUAUCAUCAGUCCUGAAGGUAACAAGCGUCUUGUAAAAGUAGUGAAGAGAAGACCUCUCGUUUCUCCCCAACAAGCGCUCUAA
Naegleria lovaniensis is the source of this 372-nucleotide messenger RNA. RefSeq lists its product as uncharacterized. NCBI's taxonomy places the organism in Eukaryota, Heterolobosea, Eutetramitea, Acrasida, Naegleriidae. The coding region runs from base 1 to 372 and encodes 123 amino acids. The transcript has a single exon. The record is from RefSeq and is a predicted model, not a curated record.